Cyprinus carpio (common carp) is the source of this 5068-nucleotide messenger RNA. RefSeq names its product insulin-like growth factor binding protein 5b (gene igfbp5b). Gene Ontology annotation, molecular function: insulin-like growth factor I binding; insulin-like growth factor II binding; fibronectin binding. The record is from RefSeq and is a predicted model, not a curated record. NCBI's taxonomy places the organism in Eukaryota, Metazoa, Chordata, Actinopteri, Cypriniformes, Cyprinidae. Gene Ontology annotation, biological process: regulation of insulin-like growth factor receptor signaling pathway. Gene Ontology annotation, cellular component: extracellular region.
UGGCGCUGCGCCACGAUCUGGCAAGUGCGCCUCCCUUCACCGCUGUUUGGCUUAUUCAUAGUUAGGGGUUUGGGUUUGGCUGUUUUUAAAAAGGCAAGCGCUGCUGUGAAGUUGAUCAGUCUGCUCAGAAAACUUCCAGAGGGGAAAGUGUCUUGGAAUCGGAAAGUCCAGAAUUUCAGUGCGCAACCAAUUGCGCACAAACUGGACUAUUGGAGAAUACCCAAGUGAAAGUCUUUUUUUAUAUAUAUGUGUACAUAUUUAUGUAAAAAUCCACCGGAUUCUUCUUCAUCAUCUAUUUUUCAUCAAAGACUGUUUUUAUUUUCUCAUUUUUAAGACACUCCAACCUGUGCUUUCACUUUGCAUGCGGAGUUUUCACUCGAAUCUGAGCCAAUCGUUCGUGCGCUCUCAUAUCUAGUUCUUGCCUCUUUUUUUAAGAAUAAUAAUAAUUAUUAUUCUUAUUAUUUAAAUCGGACCUCAUUCACUUUGAAACGAAGUAUGGCUCUUCUUGUGCUGGGUACAUUUCUCACGGCGUUGUCCAUCAGCGGAGGCUCUUUCGUGCCGUGCGAGCCGUGCGAUCAGAAGGCGCUCUCCAUGUGUCCUCCGGUCCCGGUGGGCUGUCAGCUGGUGAAGGAGCCAGGCUGCGGCUGCUGCUUGACUUGCGCUCUGGCGGAGGGGCAGGCGUGCGGGGUGUACACCGGUACAUGCACGCACGGACUGCGCUGCCUGCCGCGCAACGGCGAGGAGAAGCCGCUUCACGCCCUGCUGCACGGCAAGGGAGUGUGUACGAACGAGAAGGGAUACAAACCACAGCACCCACCCAUUGAUCGUGAAUCAAUAGAGCAUGAUGAUACAGUGAAGCCAGACACGACUGAAGACCAGAUUCCUAAAAUUCCGCUUUACCCCAAACCAGACGUAAUCCACAGCAGGAAGAAUGCUGCCGUGCGCAAGGAUAAGAAGAAACAACAGGAGAAGCAUCGGUUACUGGGGUCGACGGACUACUCCCCCCUUCCCAUCGACAAGCAUGAGCCUGAAUUUGGUCCCUGCAGAAGGAAGCUGGAUGGAAUCAUUCAAAGUAUGAAAGACACCUCCCGUGUCAUGGCUCUUUCCCUCUACCUGCCUAACUGUGACAAGAAGGGCUUCUUCAAGCGCAAGCAGUGCAAGCCCUCCCGUGGCCGGAAACGAGGCAUCUGCUGGUGCGUGGACAAAUACGGCGUGCAGCUGCCCGGCACUGACUACAGCGGCGGUAACAUCCAGUGCAAGGAUUUGGAGAACAGCAACAACAACGAGUGAGAAUCAACCCACCCUGAUCACCAGACCUAGGGCCCACCUCCUUGUCCUGUCCCACCAGCCUACCCGCCAGUCACUUUGAGAUUUUGAUGCAAAACGACAAAGAUACACAACAGCUAUUAUAAAUACAAACUAUGAGACUAAAAAGAAAAUGUUAAAGUGAGAUAAUCCACAGGAAUUGUUUUGACUGAGCGCUCAUCUCUAUCUCACUGGACUCAGCCAAUCAGAGGAGCCCCCUGCUAGUGCUGAGUCCCGGCAACAAAAAAUAAAAAAAUGAUAAAAAUAUAUACAUACAAUUAUAUAUUUUUAUAGAAGCUGGGGUUUGAGCACCAUACUGUUUUGUUCAAAGUUAACAUAAAACAAAAUACAAAAAAAAGAAUAUAUGGCAUGUUGAAUAUUAACAGGGCUAUCUUGGUCUUUUACAUCUUUUGCUGUCAAGGUAACAAAGGAGAUAGCAGAAACUUUUGCUAUUUGAAAAAAAGUAAAGUGUUGUUUUCCAAAAGAGAAGAAAGAAUGGAAAACACAUGGUAGAGAUCUGCUGAUACAGUCAUCUCUAUCUGGCUUUUUUAUUUUUUUGUCCUGUCAGAGCACUUAUUCAUUGGGGAACCUGCUUGGAAAUGUGUAACUUCACGAAGUUCAGUGUAUGCGUCUGUGCACAAGCAUGCGUUUGCGUGCGCACGCGUGUGAGCAAUGAAAUAUGGUGAUAGCUUUCAAAAAAACAAACAAAGACUAUAUCCCUCCCAGAACGUAGUGAAAGAAAACCAGGAUCCCAUUAGACAAAUCUGUUUCAGUGGCUCCAGACUUUGUAGCCUAACAUGCCAACCGUGCCUAUGUAAACAGACGCUGUCACGCAGAGUUACACGGGGUCCCGACAUCAAGUCCACACAGAAUCAAUCGGUGCCCACGCCUAGAAAAGAAAAGGCCACUCUGGAAUAUUUUUGUAUCAGAUAUUGUGGCAUCUGGGCCAAGUUAAAAUCGAUACAGAUGCUGUAGCCCUUAAACGCUCCCAGCAUUUGCGUUUGAACUUUGACGGACGUUCACCGUGCAGAGCGGUAGUUUCUUUCUGUCUGUAAUGUUUUGUUUUUCUUUUCUGAAUAAUUUUUGUUAUGUGCCGUUUCCUUUGACUUCAUGGAGGUAAUGACAGUCCACUUAUGAGCCAUGUUCCUCGACCAUGUGGUUUCACUGAAACCUUGGUAUGUUACCUUUAACUCUAGAUUAUUGAAUGUGUUUUUUUUUUGUUUUGUUUUUUUCUACUUUACAAACAACCACAAUGAUCAGGUGCUCAGCAGAGGAGUGUUAGCAUUAUCAAUUUGCAUAUUUCCAUCUGACCUGUCACAAUGACAACUUGCUCAUUUGAAUGCAGGUCGGACCACUUUUUAAGACCCGCCCACUUUGACUGUUCACCAAUAGCUAUUAGCUCCUUUGGUCAGCACAAUGACACGUUUCAUUUGUAUUCCUGUAUUUCAUCGCUGUUAUUAACCACGGUGGAAACAGAAGGUGCGUUUUACUACAGCGUCAUUCAGUGUGCGAGUCUCAGUGCCUUCCUACAUGCAAAUACAUUUGAAUGGUGACGUGAACGUUACACAAUAGCCAAGGGGAACGAAAAUAUCUUUUUAUAUUGACGAAGGACCUUCAGUUGCGUUCAAAUACAGCAUCAGAUUAGAUAUGAAAUCCGUUACACUACAUUGUAUGUCAAGCAGCUAUCAGAAAUCGCUCCCUGCGCCGAGGCUGAGGUAGGGUGAGAACGUAGUCCAACUAGCGCUAGCUCAUUUACUGUUAUUUCUCUUAUGAAUAAGCUGACGAUUGAUUUGACAGAGACUGCAAAUGUGUGUAAUUGCUGACGAGAGUAUUUCCAAUAAAGCUAUACAUCACACAGGGAUACUCACCGGUCGGCACUUGAAGAGUGAGUGAAGCCAUGCCACAAUGGGUCCGUCCGGAUCUUACUUCAGGGCCCGAAUGAUCAUAGUUUCACUGUUGGGAGGGGGCUGUUAAAAUAGUCGCUAACAUUUAAAUACCCAUCAUAACCAGCCCCAGACGGAAUUCACGCAUUUUCCGUAUUUUAGACAUGGAGCUUUGAGAACUAUGUUCUAAUUGGUAGCUGAAAACACGGUCAAAUUUGCCAGCGUAGGAAUUUGUGAAUGCCAGGCGUUCCAAUUUUGUGGAAUUCCAUGCAUGAAGAUUCCGUCUGGGCCUGCCUGUGAUUCGAAAUCACCACGAGUCCGCAGAAUCUAACUACUGCAUGUCAAAAAAGAUUAGUGAAUGACAAUUGGCUCUAAAAUGGAAGGUGGCAUGAAAGAGAAAGAGUGAGUUCAGGGCGUGUGUUUUUUAACCAGACUUUUACAAGUGUCUUGAGUACGUCGUGGAGGCCAAGUCGCCUCUGUUAUUGCACAAUUAGCCUUGUAGGUGUCAGUCACCACAGGGCAAAAUCAGUAAUCAGCGUUAUCCAGGUUCUGAUCUAUGGCGAAAGCCCCCUCCCCCAUUUAAAAAGCAGCUUGCACUUAAUUCCUUACCUUGCCACACGAUUAGUGCCGUUUCAAAGUGAAUCUCAGUUCAGGUAUAGGAGCAGGAGCAGGCCUCGGACAGAUACCCUGUCUGAGUACCUUUGACAGGGGCUUUGCAGCCCAAGCCUGAGACCCGCAUCAUCAUUCAGUGGGUUUACCAGUAACACAACUCUACCAAUCAUAGUCUAUUCUCCAUCUACUCUUGAUAGACUUUGCAUCUCAGUGAUAUCCGGGAAGAAGGAGAGCAGGUGAGAGCCUCUAGCGGUGAUCUUGUGCUGGGCCUCCUUUCACAACACACAAUACAUACUGCAGAAAUGUAUUUCUUUAUCAGUAUUUGUGUCUUGUUUUCCAGUAAAGUCAUCUGAACGCCUUUAAAACUAAUUUAAUUUACUUAAAAAGCAAAAUUAUUCAAGAUAAAGUGUUGUCUUUUGUUUCUCAAGUCAAUUGAUUUUGUUUUAAGAAUGUCUAGAUAUUUGUACUGGAAAACCAGACAAAAAUACUCAUUUUUGCAGCGCUUCACACUUCACAGUAGAAUUUGUAGAUGGACAGUCUCGGAAUCUGAUGAGCCGUUAUGCAACGAGUCAAAAAAGUGUUUAUCCAAAAACACUGAAUGUCAAAAGACGAUGCACUAUGGCUGAAAACCAUUUUACCUUGUUUCCCCAGGUCUUAUAAUCUAUCUGGGUGUCACUGUGAGAAUGGGAAAGAAAUGUCAUUAAUGUGAUUUUGAUCCGUUCUGAUUUGUAAUUAGAGGUAGCAGACUAUCGAUUGCCAGGACGCAGCAUGUUGCUUUUGUGCUUAUCUGCUUUCAUCAGAUUCCGAAUCACAUACUUGGGUAGACACCAGAGUUCAUAACUUGCACUACAGUAGAAACGACAGGUUUUCUUUCUUUCUCUGAAUGCGUAACAGUUUUUCCUUUCUUUAUUGCUUUCCUUGUUUUUUUUUUGUUUUUUUUGUGGAUGAGAAAAGACUUGAUUGACCACCUAAAUGUGGCUUAAACUGGCAUGUUAAAAAGACCCAUUAGUGGCUGGAGGACUCUAAAAAUGUUCAGCAUUUGGAACUCUUAUUAAAAACCAAUAAAAUGGAGAAAAAAAAAAGAAAGAAAAGAAAAAAAAAACUCAAAUUAUUAAGAAAGUGAAUAUCACUGUGUAAUAUUUAUUCAACUUGUAAUUUAUGUACUCUUUUAACCUUUGUCUUUUUUUUUUUGUUGUUAUGACAAAGCAUUUAUUUAAAUAAAGUUAUGUAUUCAUUUAAGCUUGUGCAAUAAAUUUAUUUGUACAUGA